GUCAUUAAUAGUGUGGCACUAGCAGCAUGUCAUUUGGUUUCUCCCAAGGGUCUCUGGCUGGUUGGUGGCUUUCUGCAUCUUGUUGGUUCUUUGCUUAGCGGUGACUCCCCUGCUGGUCAUUCAAUGGAGAAGAAUGAGAGAAACAAACACCAGAUAUGAUUCAAUAGAAUGGAGGAGAAUAUGCAGCUCAGCAGCUGAUGUCACUUUUGACCCUGAGACUGCAAAUCCACAUCUCAUUGUGUCUGAAGACGGGAAAGAAGUGAGAUACACAGACACACGACAGGGAGUGACAGACAAUCCAAAGAGGUUUGACUACUGGGUUAAUGUCCUGGCCAGAAGAGGAUUCACGUCAGGGAGACACUACUGGGAGGGGGAGGUCGGGGAAGACUAACUGGGCUUUAGGAGUCGCCAGAGAGUCGCCAACAGGAAGGGGAGAUUACAGUGACCCCAGAUAAUGGAUACUGGACUUUAGGGCUGAGGAAUGAGAGUGAGUAUGCAGCUGCAAUGACCGUCCUCUCCCUCCCCUGAGAGUGAAGCCCCUGACAGUGGGGGUCUUUCUGGACUAUGAUGGAGGUCAGGUCUCCUUUUACAAUGCCCAGUCCCGCCUCACCUCUACACCUUCACAGACUCCUUCACUGAGACCCUCUAUCCGCUCUUCCGUCCUGGUCUUAAUGACGGUGGUAAAACGCAGCCCCUCUGGUCAUCUGCCCCCUGCGCACACACUGACCCCUCUGUAUUAAUGUCGUCUGUCCAUCUCUGUGUCAGGUCAGACCAGCACAAAGCCGAUGGAGACUUUCUUUAACAUUCGACCACCAACUCCAAGCCCCUGAGGUGUCCUGCUGUUUGCUACUCGUCUGAUUUUCAUUUUCAGGAUUUCUGUGUUUAAUGAGACAUCAGGACUGAACACUUGAGAUUUUUAAAUGGCGUUGGAUCAAAGCGUCGGCUCCAUCAUCAAAUGUGAAUCUGAGGGUCUGAGAAUGAACAGAAAUCCUGAGUGCGCGUCUUUAAUUUGACAUUCAAAGAGGAAUUCAACAAAGAUGGUCGUGUUCUCCACAGCACUGGAUUGGUUUUCUUCA
Polypterus senegalus (gray bichir) is the source of this 1076-nucleotide messenger RNA. RefSeq names its product butyrophilin subfamily 1 member A1-like. Lineage: Eukaryota; Metazoa; Chordata; Cladistia; Polypteriformes; Polypteridae. The record is from RefSeq and is a predicted model, not a curated record. The coding region runs from base 134 to 391 and encodes 85 amino acids. The transcript has 5 exons.